Cucurbita pepo subsp. pepo (vegetable marrow) is the source of this 3141-nucleotide messenger RNA. Its product is annotated as alpha,alpha-trehalose-phosphate synthase [UDP-forming] 6. Gene Ontology annotation, cellular component: cytosol. NCBI's taxonomy places the organism in Eukaryota, Viridiplantae, Streptophyta, Magnoliopsida, Cucurbitales, Cucurbitaceae. The record is from RefSeq and is a predicted model, not a curated record. Gene Ontology annotation, molecular function: trehalose-phosphatase activity. Gene Ontology annotation, biological process: trehalose biosynthetic process.
CUCUCUCUCCUCUUAUGCGUCACUGAAUUCAGAAUAUGCUUCUUCCAACCACUUGACCGUACUUUUUUCCUUUGUUUUUCUUUUGUAAUUCGUCUCCAAAUUGGAAAAUUAUUUUUUAAAAAAGUUGAAAUUUGGAUAUCUUUUGCCUUCUUCUUCUUCUGGGUCUCUCUGGAUUUUUCAUUUUCAGUUCAAUACAGAGAGGGAGUGUUUGUUUCUGUGUUCUUCCUUCUUCUCUGGGUUUUCGAUUCUGGUUCGAUUUCAAUCGUUUUUUCUUGUUUUUCAAGUGUUUUUUCAAAUACCCAUUUCCCUUACUUUCAUGGAUUGAUAGAAAAAUCCCAUCCACAAAUCAAUGGUUUCAAGGUCGUAUUCCAAUCUACUUGAACUCGCCACCGGAGAAUCGCCGUCUUUCGGCCGUAUGAACCGCCAAAUCCCUCGUAUUAUGACUGUCGCCGGUUUAAUCUCCGACAUCGAUGACGAUCGACCAGAAAGCGUCUCAUCGGAGCCGUCGUCCUCCUCCGCCCUUCGUGACCGGAUUAUCAUUGUAGCCAAUGAGCUCCCCAUCAGAGCUCAGCGGAAAUCAGGCGGCGGCUGGAUUUUCAGCUGGGAUGAAAAUUCCCUUCUCCUGCAGCUGAAAGAUGGGUUGGGUGAUGAUGAUUUUGAGGUGUUUUAUGUGGGUUGUCUCAAGGAAGAUAUUCAGGUAAAUGAACAAGAUGAGGUAUCUCAAAUACUCUUAGAAACAUUUAAAUGUGUACCAACGUUUCUGACUCAAGAGCUUUACACUAGUUACUAUCAUGGCUUCUGUAAGCAACAGCUAUGGCCUCUGUUUCAUUACAUGUUGCCUCUGUCGCCUGACCUCGGCGGUCGGUUUAACCGACCGCUGUGGCAGGCUUAUGUUUCUGUGAAUAAGAUCUUUGCUGAUAGGAUCAUGGAAGUGAUCAAUCCUGAGGAUGAUUUUGUUUGGAUUCAUGAUUAUCAUCUCAUGGUGUUGCCUACUUUUCUUAGGAAGAGAUUCAAUAGAGUCAAGCUUGGAUUCUUCCUGCAUAGUCCGUUCCCAUCGUCUGAGAUAUAUCGAACGCUACCGAUACGGGAGGAGCUCUUACGAGCGCUCCUGAAUUCGGAUUUGAUAGGGUUUCAUACAUUUGAUUAUGCUAGGCAUUUUCUUUCUUGUUGUAGUAGGAUGCUUGGUCUAAGGUACGAGUCGAAACGGGGUUAUAUUGGGAUAGAGUAUUAUGGUCGAACCAUUAGUAUUAAGAUCCUUCCUGUUGGGAUUCAUAUGGGUCAACUUCAAUCUGUUUUGAGCCUUCAGAAGACAGAGGAGAAGGUUGCAGAGCUUAUCGAACAGUUUCGUGAUCGAGAUAGGAUAAUGUUGCUCGGUGUUGACGAUAUGGACAUAUUUAAGGGUAUUAGUUUGAAGCUUUUGGCUAUGGAGCAGUUGUUGAUCACACACCCUGAAUGGCAGGGGAAAGUAGUAUUGGUGCAGAUUGCCAAUCCUGCGAGAGGCCGAGGGAAAGAUGUGAAAGAAGUUCAGGAUGAGACGAAGGCAGCUGUUAAGCGGAUUAACGACACGUUUGGGAAACCAGGGUACGAGCCAGUUAUGUUGAUUGAGGAGCCACUGAAAUUCUAUGAGAGAGUUGCAUAUUACACCGUUGCCGAAUGUUGUUUGGUCACUGCGGUUCGGGACGGUAUGAAUCUCAUUCCAUAUGAGUACAUUGUCAGCCGCCAAGGGAACGAUAAGUUAGAUAAGCUCUUGGGGUGUGAAUCAUCAGCUCUGAAGAAGAGUAUGUUGGUUAUAUCUGAAUUCAUUGGGUGCUCUCCGUCCUUAAGCGGAGCAAUUCGAGUUAAUCCGUGGAAUAUUGAUGCUGUAGCUGAUGCAAUGGAAUGUGCAUUAGAGAUGGAAGAUGCCGAAAAGCAGCUCCGCCAUGAGAAGCAUUUUAGAUAUGUGAGCACGCACGAUGUUGGGUAUUGGGCUCGAAGUUUCCUACUAGAUUUGGAGAGGGCUUGUCGGGAUCAUGUGAGGCAGAGAUGUUGGGGUAUCGGGUUCGGUUUAAGUUUUAGAGUUGUGGCUCUUGAUCCGAACUUCAGGAAGCUAGCAUUGGAACACAUAUUUUCGACUUAUAAGAGGACGAAAUCUCGAGCUAUUCUUUUGGACUAUGAUGGUACAUUAAUGCCUCAAGCUUCAAUUGAUAAGAGUCCUACUUCAAAAUGCCUCGAAACGCUUAAUACCUUGUGUCGAGAUAAGAACAAUAUGGUAUUCAUUGUGAGUGCAAAAAGCCGAAAGAAACUGGCCGAAUGGUUCGGCCCUUGUGAAAAUCUCGGCAUUGCUGCCGAGCACGGGUACUUUAUUAGGAUGAAGCAGGAUGAGGAAUGGGAAACCAGUUUACCAGUUGCAGAUUGCUAUUGGAAGCAGAUCGUGCAGCCGGUUAUGAAACUCUACACCGAAACAACCGAUGGUUCGACAAUCGAAGAUCGAGAAACUGCGCUUGGAUGGUGUUACGAAGAUGCAGAUCCAGAUUUUGGUUCGUGUCAAGCUAAGGAGCUCUUCGAUCAUCUCGAAAGUGUCCUAGCCAAUGAACCAGUUACAGUCAAGAGUGGUCAAAAUAUUGUAGAAGUUAAACCACAGGGCGUUAGCAAGGGUCUUGUAGCUAAACGACUUCUCUCCGCAAUGCAAGAGAAGGGGACCCCUGCAGAUUUCGUUCUAUGCAUCGGUGAUGACAGAUCAGAUGAAGACAUGUUCAAGGUGAUCUCGAGUUCCAUGGAAGGCCCAUCGAUCUUGCCUCGAGCUGAAAUUUUUGCAUGUACGGUGGGGAGGAAACCGAGCAAAGCCAAGUAUUACCUCGACGAUCCAUCAGAAAUUGCAAGGUUGAUGCACGGUUUGGCUACGGUGUCGAGGCAAAACGGCGCGCUUUAUCCAUCACAAGGUGCAUAAGCCUCAACUUUUGCAUUUGUCAAUGUCAUUCAAUUUUAAUCUUAUUUACACAUCACAGUGUACAUAUUGCUGCGGUUUCACGAUGGGAAGAAAGUAAAAAGGGCAAAAACUGAGACAAAUUUUUGUUUUAUGGUUCAUUUAGUAAAAGAUGUAAAUAUAUUUGGAUGUGAUAUAAUGACUGAAUUUGCUUCAAUUCCAGCUUCAUUCUUUUCUUU